AUAGGAGGAAUUGAAAUUGAGGUGAGUUUAAAACAUAAACAUUUAUUUUUCCGAAGGCACGUAAAGAAGUUACGUUUUUCUUACAGAUACUAAACACGAUGGCGUCAAAAAUGAACUUCAAACCCAAACUAUAUCAAGCUGCUGACGCUGAUCACAGCAAAUGGGGUGAAAAACUCCCAAACGGUUCAUACUCCGGUCUGCUCGGAGAACUAGUGACGGGCCAAGCUGAUAUCGCAGUGGGCAACCUGCAGUACACCACACUUUAUCACGAAAUGACCGACCUCAGUAUACCUUACACCUCACAAUGCUGGACUUUCUUAACUCCUGAAGCUAUAUCUGACAACUCUUGGAAAACGUUAAUACUACCGUUCAAGUUGUACAUGUGGAUCGCUGUUCUAAUGGUUCUUUUAGUAACAGGUUCUAUUUUCUUUGGCUUAGCUAAAUAUUACAUACACUUGAUGGAUUUCAGAGAAGAAUCUGCGAAGAGCAGAUCUACAGAGAUGAAGAAAGCCCUUACUUCAGAUACACGACCCGGCGGUUUGUAUUUGUUCGGUGAAAUAACGAACAGUAUUCUCUACACGUAUGGAAUGUUGCUGGUCGUGUCUUUGCCCAAGUUACCAUCCGGUUGGUCGAUUCGCUUACUCACUGGCUGGUACUGGCUCUAUUGUAUACUCCUGGUAGUCUCAUACAAAGCGAGCAUGACCGCAAUCUUAGCCAACCCCACGCCUAGAGUAACCAUAGACACUUUAAAAGAACUAGUAGACAGUAAAAUAACAUGCGGCGGAUGGGGACAAGAGACUAAACGGUUCUUCGUUGAAUCACUAGACGAUAUCGGUCAGAAAAUCGGUGAAAGAUACGAAACAAUCGAUGACCCGGAUGCAGCUGCGAAAAGAGUAGUUCGUGGAGACUUCGCUUUCUACGACAACAAAAACUAUUUGAAAUACUUGAGGGUUAAAAGGAAGAAUAAAAUUAAUAUAGACAGGACCAAUGCAUCGUUAAGUAAUGAUACAUGGUUUGGCAACACAAGUACUGAAAGGAAUUUACACAUCAUGUCUGAUUGUAUGGUCAAUAUUCCUGUUUCAAUAGGAUUCCAUAAAAACUCACCUUUAAAACCAUUAGCAGACAUUUACUUGCGAAGAAUAGUCGAAGUUGGUCUUUUGGAAAAAUGGUCAAACGACGCCAUGUACAAAAUUAAGAAGUUGGAUACAAAUGAGGAAGAAAUUAAAGCUUUAAUGAAUUUGAAGAAACUCCAUGGAGCUUUUAUAGCAUUGGCUAUCGGUUACUUUAUAAGUUUUUUAGUACUUAUAAGUGAACUAAUGCAUUGGCAAUAUAUUGUUAAGAAAGAUCCACUUUUCGACAAGUAUGCCGUAGAUCUGUAUUAUGUAAACAAAAAUAAAAAGCAUUAAAUAAUACGAAUAGUUUAUUUACGCUACAUUAUUAUCUCAUUAUAACUUACGUCAUAAAUUUUUGUUACUUUAGAACACGAUACUUAUAUUACAAGACUGUUAUUACGUAAAGGAGAAAAUAUGCAUCAGUCAAUAAAAGAAAAAUAUUCCAUAAUCUAAAUCAGUCAUUACAAUAAAAUACAGGUUUUUAGACAUGCAAUAAAUUAUUUACAAUUGCUUGAGAAAAGCAACAAGAAGAGAUUUACUACAAAGAUAUGAUUGGUGGAGAAAAGAAUUUUAGUUUAGUUACAAUCGUAAGGCAUUUGUGGUGGAGUUUGACAUAAAAAAAAAUUCUCGCUAAUGACCCGAGCACAUGACUUUUUUCGUUGAUAAUGCUAGUAGUUCCAGCUACUUACAUUUAAAAUAAAGUGAUCUCAAAAACUUAUUGAAGUCAGUGAAUUAUAAUUUACAAUCUUACUAGCUUUCGCACGCAACUUAAUUCAUCUGCAAAUAAAAUAAAAAAAAAGCAAGUAGCCUGUGCGUUCUUCCAGACUAUCAUCUACUAAAUGCCAAAUGUCAAUGAGAUCUGUUCAGAAGUUUAGGCUCCAAACCCUAACAUCCAUCCAUCCAAACUUUCGCAUUUAUAAUAUUAGUAAGGUUAUGUCGUAAUUUUUUUUAUAUAAUGUGUUACUGGAAGUACCAGGAUAUUUGUAGUUACUUAAUUUACUUAAAUAAACAACAUACAUUAAAAUCAUAAAUCACUAAAAUUUACUAGUAAGUACAAGGCAGCUUUUUGGUGAAUAUAACCUUGCAUAGUACUAAAAAUUAACAUAAUUAAAACGCUGUCUCUUCUAGAGUUUAAAUGUUUUAUGUCAAUGUUACAGCAGUGUGAACUUAGAUGCAAACACCAGACUAAUUAUCUUAAUUUAAUAAAUGCCCAUGAAUCCCAUUAUUUUAAGUCAAUUAUAAACUAUAACAUGCCUAUAUUCAUGCUAACUUUACCAUAACAAGCAUGAUACAAUUUAGUCUCAUCUUACCAAAACCUUAUUAAAUUAACCUUGUAUUAUUUGUUGUUUUAAUUAUUGUUUCCUCUACAUAAAGGAUAUCCUAUAAUAUGAGAAUUUAAUAAAGCUAUUGCUUUUUACAUUUUCAAACAAGCACCACUACUUAGAAUAUAGUCAGCCCAUACACUUCUUUAAAAUAAUUUAUGAUUUCUACCAUUUUUAUUUGGGAAAUUGUUAUCAGUCUAAUUUAAAAAUCUAAUUAUUUAAGGUAUAUUUUUUUAAAUAAUUAUUAUUAAAAUGUUUAAUUACAGUU
This is a messenger RNA of Papilio polytes (common Mormon), 2702 nucleotides long. It is a transcript of the gene Ir68a, whose product is annotated as probable glutamate receptor. Gene Ontology annotation, molecular function: glutamate-gated receptor activity. The record is from RefSeq and is a predicted model, not a curated record. Gene Ontology annotation, cellular component: membrane. Bases 99 to 1406 code for a protein of 435 amino acids. The transcript has 3 exons. NCBI's taxonomy places the organism in Eukaryota, Metazoa, Arthropoda, Insecta, Lepidoptera, Papilionidae.